AACUGUUCCCAGGUCAGGCAUAGAAACACUGGCCGAAGAAAGGCGGAACUGAUUAUCAGUGUUUUUUUCCGGUGGGAAGGCUUUCGACAGAACACCGGCUUCCGCUCAGCUGGAGAAUUUAAAAAUUUGUUUUGUCUAGGGUGAAACUCGUCCUUGAGACAUGUCCACGCUCUUCCCCUCUUUAUUCCCCAGGGUGACAGAGUCUCUGUGGUUUAAUCUGGACCGGCCGUGUGUGGAUGAAACUGAACUUCAGCAGCAGGAGCAGCAGCACCAGACCUGGUUACAGAACAUUGCAGAGAAGGACAGUAAUCUGAUGCCCAUUGGUCGGCCAGUGUUUGAGACGUUUGAUGAGGAGGAAGAGGAGGAUGAUGAAGACGAGGAGGACAGUGAGGAGGACUCUGAGGAGGAUGAAGAUAUGCAGGACAUGGAUGACAUGAACAUUUAUAAUGAGUUUCCUGAUGAUGGCGAGAUAAAUGAGGUGGAUAUGGAGGGAGCAGAUCAGGACCAAGACCAGUGGAUGAUCUGAACCUCAUAUUUAGUCUCAGAAUGGUAGAGGGACACUUGCUUGUCUGCCCACACUGUUUUCUCUCUCUCUCUCUCUCUCUCUCUGAGUAUGUGCGCAUGCUGAUUAGCAUGCAUGCUUUUUUUUAAUGAGAGUCAGAUGAUAGCAUUUGGAUUCUUUUUAAGGGCACACCCAUCAUGUGAACCUAGUGUCUUUUUUAUUUAGUCCAUCAUACUGUCACCUACUCAAGGACAAGUGUAGGAGUGUGUAACACACACACACACUCAUACACACACAAAUUAUUCUACUGCCUGCCAUGUGACAGUAAACACAGUGCUUAUAAAGGAGAGAGAGAGAGUGUGUGUGUGUCAGUCAGAGAGUGUGUGUAUGAGAGAGGGUGAGAAUUGAGUUGUUGAUUUCCAGGUCAGUGCUUGUGUUUGAGUGUAAUGUAUAUAUGUUUUACAUUUCUAUAAACAGUACUUGUAAAUAAAAAUGCUGUUAUUUAAAUAUUUGCAUCCGUGCACUAUGGGUAACACCUGUAACAUUGAAACUGAAUCUUCAUCAUCUGAACAAAUAAUGUGGAUUGAAUUAAAACAGGUUAUGUAUUUAGCUGGUUCUUGUGUUUUUAAAUGACUGAUUAAAUAGUGUUAUUAAUUAUUUUUAAACUUAUGACCCAAAACUUGAUUCUAGCAUUUGAAACAAAUAUAUUUAACUUCCAUGGGUGUGUGAAACAUUUGAAGAAUUUAAGUGGAAUGAACCAUUUGAAUGAGGCAGAAAGGAAACUCCUGAUUUUUCUUUCUAAUAUUCUUUGAGAAUUUCAUUUAAAGGUAGAAUUCUGUAACUUUACUUCUUUGAUUUAACUGAGUUCACAUCCAUGGCCUUAAAUUCUGUCCUCUAUUUUUAUAACCAACUUUAACGUUCAUUAACUCAAAAAAUGUAUUUAUUAAAUCCAUACUUUAUAAAGAGAGGAAAACUGUAAAUGUAUUUUUGUUCAGUGUAAAAAUCAAACAAGUGUAAAAGACAAAAUUCUCUUGAGCCCAGAGAGCUGCUGUGUUUUUGCUCAGGGACAAAAUAUUUUCAGUACAUUUAUUUUCUGCAUGAUAGAACAGUUUCAGUGUACAUUUCUUUUUUUAAACUUUAUUCCUGUUUGUAUAUGUGAUGUUUCUCUUUUCUGCAAAGAUUCAAUAGAAUAGAAUAAUUUGAAAAAAAAACAGAUUGAAUCCAGAUUCUGGGUUUUUUAAGGUUUUAUGAGCAGAUUAUCUACUUAAUGUUUGUGAAAUAUUAUUUGUAAUGUACAUGUUUUUUGUUUUUUUUUGAUAAUUAGAGCUAAGCCAAUAUUAACUGAGUUAGGAGUUUGCUGACAUUACAUGAGACAAAAAAGUUAGUUGAAAAUAAAUUUUGCUUGUACAUAAUAUAGCUUCAUAAAAUUCAGUUUAUUUUAGAUCAGUACUUUUGUGAAAAGUUAUCUAAUAAAAUGCAGUUAAAAUUUUUUAGUUAGUUGAAGUGAAUUUUCUUGACAUUCUGUAAUUUUUACUCAAAACUGUUCUUUUUUUUUUAAAUUUAAUGUUGUGCAAGCUUUUAUUUUUGUUUCAGUUUGCUCUUUGUAACUGCUCACUGUCUUUUAUUUGAAAAUAAAAAUGCCGAUAUCCCAAA
Molecule: messenger RNA, 2155 nt
Organism: Hemibagrus wyckioides
Lineage: Eukaryota; Metazoa; Chordata; Actinopteri; Siluriformes; Bagridae
Gene: anapc15
Product: anaphase promoting complex subunit 15
Exons: 5
Coding region: 161-526 (121 amino acids)
Biological process (GO): regulation of mitotic cell cycle spindle assembly checkpoint
Cellular component (GO): anaphase-promoting complex
Source: RefSeq, a predicted model, not a curated record